AUGGGAGAGGUCAACUUCAACUUAAUCUGUGACAUCAAGACCAAGACUGAGCCGCUAUAUCUAAAUGUGAAGGCUGACAGUCACACAACAGAAGUCUGCAUACAGUGCCAGGACAACACCGGGACAGUCACAACCCUGUCUACACAGGUGCCCAAUGAGAUUGACCUGGGACAGGUGGAUAUUAAUGACAGUUCCACUCUUCAGUUCCACAUCAUUAAUAAUGGAAGGUUCCCUCUAACUUCUGCUGCACGCUGUCCACACCACGAGCACUGCAGGAGUACCUGAGCCUGACUGCAAGCAGUGGGUGUGUGCCACCUGGAGGACAAGCCCAGACCUCCUUAACCUUCUAUCCC
This is a messenger RNA of Staurois parvus, 353 nucleotides long. The record is from the annotation of a GenBank genome assembly. NCBI's taxonomy places the organism in Eukaryota, Metazoa, Chordata, Amphibia, Anura, Ranidae.